UCAAUCUCAUGAUCUAUUUAACAUGCGCCCGCCCUUUUGCUUGUUGCCUGCAUAUAAUUCUGUUCCUCGCUACGCUUCCUUCUCCUUUACUUAUUUAGCCAGGCUACCCUCCAUCAUCACCUCCACGACGCCUGCCUCCAUCCUUUCUCAAGCUACUACAAAAGACCACACACAAGCAAGCAAGCAAGCAGAGUCACAUCACACAACUGGCCUGGCUAGCUCCCCACCUCACCUCGGGCAAUUCUCUCUCGCAUAAACUAUUUCUUGGAUCCUUGAGAGAGGAUCUAGAGCAGCAGCAGUGGGAUCUGCGCGCUCACCAGCUAUCAUGGGCCUCGACGCCGCGGAAAUCUCUGAAUUGGCGGCGCUCCAGCCGAUCCACACGGCCGUGAGCGGCGCCCGGGCCACCCAAGUGCCAGGGGCGGUCGACGAUGACGCUGCCGACACCGGCUGCGUCACACCCAAGGCGAGCGGCGGGCGAUCGGCCGCUGCAGGAGGUGCGGACGACGGCGACGACGCUGCCGCCGACAACGGCUGCGUCACGCCGAGGGCGAGUGGCUCCCUGGCCAUGCUGCCCAUCGCGCCACUGCUGCAAGACGACGGCGUCGACGCUGGCUUCGCCACGCCGCUGGCCACGGGUGGAGUAAUUGGGCCGCGAGACGGCUGCGCCGCUGCCGGCGACGAGAACAGCUUCACCACGCCGACGACGGCCGACAGCGCGCUGUUGCCGGCCACGGUGUGCCCGCCCGCGCCGCGGAAGUCGGCUCCGGCGCCGACGAGGAAGCGUGCUCUGCUCCAGCAGCGGCUCUUCUACCCGGUGCCGCACGACCUGGCCACCGUGUUCGUGGCCGUGCCGCAGUGCCCGCCGCCCGCCAAGAAGAUGCGGGCGCACGCCGUGGGGUCAUCCGCGCCGCUAGGCACGUGAGAGGCGCAAUUCGCGCACACACAUCCUCUGUCUCGUUCAUGUACUUCAGUACUUCACGUGUAUAUGCUGCUGCUGCGCGCCAUUGUCGCGACCGCGAGUGGACGAAGGAGUUCUUCAGAGAAGCGGAAGCAAGCAAGUCCACACACGAGCAAGGGCUCUCGAGCGGACGAGUGCGCAGAAAAUAUGUUGUAGUUGAAUCACUCAACUCCCCUCGGCUCCUCUGAGAUGUGCGUCAAACACACACGGAACUACUACUACUCUACUAGCACUCAAGUUUAGCUCAACCACUCAGCUCUCUCUCUCUC
This is a messenger RNA of Triticum dicoccoides, 1227 nucleotides long. RefSeq lists its product as uncharacterized. NCBI's taxonomy places the organism in Eukaryota, Viridiplantae, Streptophyta, Magnoliopsida, Poales, Poaceae. The record is from RefSeq and is a predicted model, not a curated record. The transcript has a single exon. Bases 326 to 922 code for a protein of 198 amino acids.